Messenger RNA from Phycomyces blakesleeanus NRRL 1555(-), 1386 nucleotides. RefSeq lists its product as hypothetical. Bases 1 to 1386 code for a protein of 461 amino acids. Gene Ontology annotation, cellular component: cytoplasm; mitochondrion. Lineage: Eukaryota; Fungi; Mucoromycota; Mucoromycetes; Mucorales; Phycomycetaceae. The transcript has 3 exons. Gene Ontology annotation, molecular function: acetyltransferase activity; lipoic acid binding. The record is from RefSeq and is a predicted model, not a curated record.
AUGUUCAUAUAUAUUCAUUGUGUGUUUCGUAUUCAGGACUUAACCUGGACUACACACCAGGAAAAAUACGUCUAUAAGCCAUGGAUUACCAGACGUUCCUUCCACUCAUCUAUACUAUCAAGAGCCAAACAACCUUUUCUGCUGGCUGACAUUGGUGAAGGUAUCCGAGAAGUUGAAAUUAUUCAAUGGUUUGUACAGCCAGGUUCGGUUGUCGAGGAGUUUGAUAGGAUCUGUGAGGUUCAGUCAGAUAAGGCAGCAGUGGAAAUCACAUCUCGAUAUGCAGGAAUGAUCAGUAAACUUCACUAUCAACUCAAUGGAGUUGCCACAGUAGGAGCUCCUCUGGUUGAUAUCGAGACUGCCGACGAAUAUGUGGAUGGACAAAAUACACCAGUUGCAGAGAAUGUUAAAGUACCAGAAAGUAUACCAAACACAAAACCAGUCGAGACACCAUUGGUAGAAAACAGAUCCAGAGAUCCAGGUGUUCUUAGUUUGGCUACUCCGGCUGUUCGAAGAUUACUUUUUGAAAAUAAUCUCGAGGUUACUGAAAUCAAAGGAACUGGAAAGAACCAAAGAGUGCUCAAGGAAGACAUUAUUCGCUUUUUGACCGAGAAAAAGGAUACUACAGGCAACCCCUCACAACCUGUCUUGAGUGUAGAUCCAAACAACCAGGGCACACCAUUGACUGACACCCAAAAAGUCAUGUUCCUGGCCAUGACUCACUCACUUGCGAUUCCUCAGCUGGGGUACAAAGAUGAAGUAGAUCUCACUCUCACAAAUACCUAUCGACAGGCCUUGAACAAGUCUAUUUCUGAUCAUCCUGGACGCCAUCCCUUCACCAAAAUAUCCCACCUACCUAUCCUUCUAAAGUCUCUUUCUCUAGCCUUAACCCAGUUCCCGAUCAUGAAUGCCUCCAUUACCACUUCAGACCAAGGAAGACUUAAUCAGGUGGUCUACAAGACCUCUCAUAACAUCGGCCUUGCCAUGGACACACCCCAAGGUCUUAAAGUCCCUAAUAUCAAGGACGUCCAGGACAAGAACUUGUUUGAGAUUGCGUCCGAGUUGCAUCGCCUGGUCAGCUUAGGUAAAAAGAACGAGCUCUCGGCUAGUGAUUUGACAGGUGCCACAAUCACAUUGUCAAACAGCGGAACUUUUGGUGGGACUUAUGCAAAUCCAAUGGUCUUUCCAUCAGAGCUGGCUAUUGUUGCGCUUGGAAAAAUACAGACCUUGCCACGACUGGAGAAUGGAAAGAUUGUUGCAAAGCAAGUAAUGCCCAUCAGUUGGGCUGCAGAUCAUCGCCUGAUUGAUGGUGCGACUAUGGCUCGAUUCAGUAAUCAGUGGAAGCAUUGGGUUGAGAAUCCAGCUAUUUUUACAAGUAUGCUUAAAUGA